This is a messenger RNA of Lactuca virosa, 1682 nucleotides long. Lineage: Eukaryota; Viridiplantae; Streptophyta; Magnoliopsida; Asterales; Asteraceae. The record is from the annotation of a GenBank genome assembly.
CAGCUGCUUACAAAGAGACAAAACAAACUCCCUAGGGUCUAAAAACCCCAAAAUUUUCUCUUCGAUUGUUCUAAGUUUCUAACGAUGGACGCCGAUGAGAAGUUGACGGAAUUGAAGAAGGCGUAUGCGGAUAUGAUACUUAAUACAGUGAAAGAGGCAGCGGGGAGGAUUAUGAUAUCGGAACGGAAAGCUUAUCGGUUAGAAUUCGAGCUCAAAGAAUCCAAGGAAAACGCUCUUCAGAUGCUUACGCGACUUAAACAGAUGAUGGAUUCGAAGAUUAAUGAAGCGGAAAUGGUAUCCCAAAUCCAACAGAAGAAAAUUGAAGAACUAGAAGCACAAGUCCAAGAAGCUGAGGACAUAGUGAAAGACCUCAGAGAAGAGUUAAGUUUCAUGCAUGCUGAAUUAGAGAGGACCAAACCAAAAAAUGCAGUUAACCCUGAUUCCAUUCCAACUUCUGAUGUUUGGAAUUCUGAUAAAGAUGAGAGUAACACAGGCCAGACCUUGUAUAAUUCUUUAAUUCCUUUUUGGAAGUCUUAUGUUAAUGACCAAAAUUUACCGGCUAUAAUCUCAAGAAGCAAAGCAAGGAAGUUAUACAGAAGCGGUUGUUCUCAUAGAAUUCAUGCAUGUGAAGGGACCCUAUAUGAACAAACAAAUGUCCUUAAGCCUGAUUUGAUUACUGAAAUGGAUGAAGAAAGUGAGAAAUUACAUAAAGAGCCCUCCCUUGGGGAUGAAAGAAAAAAGGACAGGAAAAGAGCGAGUCCAGAUGGGAAAAAGAGAUCUCAACCGUUGGAUCAAGUUGAUGAGAUUGAUCAUGUGACUGAGAGUUCGUAUUCAACCAUGGCAAAGUCAGCUAAGUGUUUAUGGGAAGGUUCUGGUGAAAGUAUUAAUACCGUUUUGGAUUUGGUAAGAGUAAGCGACGUUCAUAGAAGAUUAAGAGAGGAACUUCUACCUAUGGAAUGUGAAAAGACUGAAUUGCCCCCAACCUCAGAAGCUCCGGUUGAUGCCCCGGAGUUGAAGGCUGUUGAGACUGGCGGGGUUGGGGUUCCUAUUCAUACAAUAAGUGGUAGAGUUAUCAAGUACACGUUCCAAAGGAAGAGGAAACGUGGCACAUUCAGCACCAAUGGAAGUCACUUAGGUGACAACAUGAAGAAGAAGAAAAAAGAGGACGGAAAUGCCCUUUUGGAGACUGAGAAAGUCAUCGCAACAGAAAAGUCAACUCAAGAGGAGACUGAGAAAGUCAAGUCAAUACAAGAGUCAACUCAAGGAGAGAAUGAGAAAGUCAUCUCAAUAGAAGAGUCAACUAAAGAGGAGACAUACCUAGAAAAGGUUGCUAAACAGCUUAUAUAAAAUGGUGACAAUGAAUCUCUGAGUGAGAGGAAGAAGCAAAUACGUAUAUAGAUACAAGAUUUAACAGUUAUUGGCGAUUCAACUCUGGUUGGAAGGGUAUCAUUUAAAGACAGAAUUUAGAUCCUUUGAGGUCGAUAACUUAAGUUGGUUAAUGUUUAUUAAGUUGCAGCCAUUGUUGUGUUGUUGAGUCUUUUGUUCGUUUUAGGGAAUUUUGACUUAGACUGUUGUUAACUGUAAAUGUAGCUUUAAUGUUUAGUUUUGAAUGGUGGAUGGUUUACAUGGCAUUGUUUGUUGCAGCCUGUUUAAUCUUUAUAUCUUAUUAUGAAGUUGGAACA